CAUCGAGCUGUGGCUUCAUAAUAUUCAACCCGAAUUCCUCCCUAAUAGCUAAGUUUGCUCCCAUGGCGCAGAUCAAAACCGUCCUCAAAAUUGAUAUUGCCUGCCAAAAAUGCAAGACCAAGGUCCUUAAAGCUGUUACUAUAGAAGGCGUGGACAAGAUCGAGACGGACGAAGCCAAGGGAACGGUGGCGGUGACGGGGACGGCGGAUCCGUACGACAUAAUUGUACGGGCGAGGAAGGCGAUUUCUUGUGCGGGCAAGUACGCGGAAGUGGUCAGCAUCGGACCGCCGCCCAAACCGGACGACAAAGAAAAAAAGCCGGACGACAAAGACAAGAAGCCGCCGCCGCCCUGCCCCUGCCCCUACCCAUGUCCGCCCAAUUAUUGCCCUUCCUACGGAUACGCCGUCGUUGUGCCUCGUGAGACCUAUCCUCCAUGCUCCAUCCUUUAAUUCACCACAACACUAUUUGAGAAGGCUGGAACAAUUUGACCGUCCAUUGUAUAUGGAUAUAAUUUAAAAGAAGUUUUUGUUGGAUGGUUAAUUUGGACAAGUCGCAUUGAAUUGAAUAAUUUUUUAUUAUCAAUGCGGUGGAGAUCAUUUUCUUUUGUAUUUUUUUAGUUAAUCAAUAAUGAAUGGAAAUAUAAAUUGAUUAGUUUUGUA
This is a messenger RNA of Momordica charantia (bitter melon), 659 nucleotides long. RefSeq names its product heavy metal-associated isoprenylated plant protein 43-like. NCBI's taxonomy places the organism in Eukaryota, Viridiplantae, Streptophyta, Magnoliopsida, Cucurbitales, Cucurbitaceae. The record is from RefSeq and is a predicted model, not a curated record. Gene Ontology annotation, molecular function: metal ion binding.